AUGGCUCUCACCGACCACCCCGCAGCAGCGCUAAUAGCACGCGCUCUCGAGGCCACUGGAGCAACUGCCGCGACUGUCUUUGUCGCUGUGGUGGCGCUGUUCGUCCUACCCACCAUCAUCCAGUGGUACCGUCUCUCACAUGUUCCCGGGCCCAAGCUGGCCGCCAUCUCCAAGUACUGGCAAGUCCGCGAGUCUAUCAAGGGGACGCUCCCUCAGGUGCUCAAAGAGCUCAACGACAAACACGGCCCGCUCGUGCGUAUCGGGCCCAAUGACCUCGUCACCAGUGACCCCGAUGUGUUGCGCAAGAUGAUGGCCGUCAGGUCGCCUUACACCAGAGGACCGUGGUACGAAGCUUGGCGCUUGAAUCCCACGAGAGACAAUCUGUUUUCUAUGCGCGAUGAGGUCGGCCAUACGGCCUUGCGCAACAAGAUGGUUGCCGGUUACUCGGGCAAGGAAAAUCUGUCCAUGGAAAGUACCAUCGAGACUGAGAUUGCUCGUCUGAUCGACCUCAUUGAGAGAAAGUACAUCUCCACCCCCAAAGACUAUCGCCCCAUGGACUUUGGUGAAAAGGCCCAGUAUUUUACUCUCGAUGUCAUCAGCGACCUGGCCUUUGGCGAGCCCCUGGGCUAUCUCGAAAAGGAUGAGGAUGUUUACGAUUACAUCAAGAUCACCACGGCAUCUAUCCCGGCCAUGUUGACCCUCGGAAGUAUUCCUACACUGGCCAACAUUAUCCAGUCUCGCUUUCUUCGAUGGCUGUUGCCCAAAGAGACCGACAAGAUUGGCUUUGGUGCCUUUAUCGGUGUGACCAACCAUGCCGUGGCUGCUCGCUUCGCCCCGAAUGCCGCCCCUCAGCAAGACAUGCUUGGUUCUUUUAUUCGGCACGGUUUGAACCUCGAAGAGGCCCAGGGCGAGGCCGUCUUGCAGAUUGUGGCCGGGUCCGACACCUCUGCCUCCACCAUCCGCGCUUUCAUGCUCAACAUUUGUACCCAUCCACCGGUUUACCAGAAGCUCCAGCAAGAAAUCGACGAGGCCGUUGCCCAGGGGAUCAUUUCCUCUCCCAUCAAAGAUGCCGAAGCGCGGCAGCUUCCUUACCUCCAGGCGGUCAUCAGAGAGGCCAUCCGUAUUCUCCCUCCUGCUGGUGGUGCCUUUUUCAAGCAGGUCCCUCCUGGUGGCGAUGUCAUCUGCGGCAAGUUUAUCCCUGGCGGAACCCAAAUAGGGUCUUCCCCGCUUGCCAUUCACCACAGCAAGAAUACAUUUGGCGAGGAUGCCGAAACAUUUAGGCCGGAAAGGUGGUUGGAAGCGGAUGAGGAUCAGUUGGAAAAAAUGAAGGCUACCGCAGAUUUGGUCUUUCAUUAUGGAAAAUGGCAGUGUCCUGGCAAGACUGUGGCGCUGAUGGAGUUCAACAAGAUUUUUGUCGAGUUGCUGAGACGAUAUGAGUGGUCCGUCAUCAAUCCCUUCAAUGCUGCCAGAGUUAACAACGCCGGCGUAUGGAUGUUUGACGAUUUUUGGGUGCGUGUAACUCGACGCGGGCAGUAG
Molecule: messenger RNA, 1536 nt
Organism: Podospora anserina S mat+
Lineage: Eukaryota; Fungi; Ascomycota; Sordariomycetes; Sordariales; Podosporaceae
Exons: 6
Coding region: 1-1536 (511 amino acids)
Molecular function (GO): iron ion binding; monooxygenase activity; heme binding
Source: RefSeq, a predicted model, not a curated record